This is a messenger RNA of Coprinopsis cinerea okayama7#130, 642 nucleotides long. RefSeq lists its product as hypothetical. The transcript is spliced from 6 exons. Lineage: Eukaryota; Fungi; Basidiomycota; Agaricomycetes; Agaricales; Psathyrellaceae. The record is from RefSeq and is a predicted model, not a curated record. Bases 1 to 642 code for a protein of 213 amino acids.
AUGCACCUCUGGUGGAUUUUGCAGCUGGCGGCACUCGCCCAUCUGAGCUCUGCACAUUAUAUCUUUGAUACUCUCGUCGCUGGGUCGGUGGUGUCAAGAGCAGCCGUUAGACGACCAAGGGAUAAUGGUCCUGUGCUCAACAUCACUUCACCGGACAUCCGGUGUAAUGUCAACCUCAAUCGUGCAACGGAGACCGUAUCUGUUCCUGCAGGCAGUAGAGUAGGUUUCGUCCUCGACAACGCGAAAACGAUAUACCAUUUGGGUCCGGCAGCAAUGUACAUGGGGAAGGCGCCGGGAAAGGUUGAAGAUUGGGAUGGAAGUGGUGAAUCGUGGUUCAAAAUCGCCCACUGGGGCGCAGCCUUCUCUCCAAAAUUCACGUUCAUUACCUUGGACGAACGCGAAUUCUAUACAACCAUACCGAAAACAGUUCCGUCAGGAGAGUAUUUGCUGCGGAUGGAGCAGAUAGGGCUGCACCAGCCAGGGAUGCCCGAAUUCUUCAUGUCAUGCGCACAAAUUCGAGUAACAGACGGUGGAUCUGGCAAUCCGCCAAUGUAUUCAAUUCCCGGGUACCUUUCUCCGGACGAUCCCGGUUUAACUGUCGAUAUCUACUGGCCUGUCCCAACUUCCUAUGAGACAAUAUAA